Molecule: messenger RNA, 3753 nt
Organism: Elephantulus edwardii (Cape elephant shrew)
Lineage: Eukaryota; Metazoa; Chordata; Mammalia; Macroscelidea; Macroscelididae
Gene: PLCB3
Product: phospholipase C, beta 3 (phosphatidylinositol-specific)
Exons: 31
Coding region: 52-3753 (1233 amino acids)
Biological process (GO): lipid catabolic process; phosphatidylinositol-mediated signaling
Molecular function (GO): calmodulin binding; phosphatidylinositol-4,5-bisphosphate phospholipase C activity; calcium ion binding
Source: RefSeq, a predicted model, not a curated record
CGGCGCCGUCGGGGGCCCCCCGUUGGCCCGCGACCCGCCCCCAGGCCGGCCAUGGCGGGCGCCAGGCCCGGCGUCCACGCGCUGCAGCUGGAGCCGCCCACCGUGGUGGAGACCCUGAGACGCGGCAGCAAGUUCAUCAAAUGGGACGAGGAGGCCUCUAGUCGGAAUCUGGUGACCUUGCGCGUGGACCCCAAUGGUUUCUUCCUGUACUGGACAGGACCCAACAUGGAGGUGGACACCCUGGACAUCAGCUCCAUCAGGGACACACGGACUGGGCGAUAUGCCCGCCUGCCCAAGGACCCCAAGAUCCGGGAGGUGCUGGGUUUCGGGGGUCCUGAUGCCCGACUGGAGGAGAAGCUGAUAACGGUGGUGGCUGGGCCAGACCCUGUGAAUACGACGUUUUUGAACUUCAUGGCGGUGCAGGAUGACACAGCCAAGGUCUGGUGUGAGGAGCUGUUCAAGCUGGCUAUGAACAUUCUGGCUCAGAACGCCUCCCGGAACACCUUCCUGCGUAAAGCAUACACCAAACUGAAGCUGCAGGUGAACCAGGAUGGUCGCAUUCCAGUGAAGAACAUCCUGAAGAUGUUCUCAGCAGACAAGAAGAGGGUAGAGACGGCGCUGGAAUCCUGUGGCCUCAAAUUCAACCGGAGUGAGUCCAUCCGGCCUGAUGAGUUUUCCUUGGACAUCUUUGAACGGUUCUUGAACAAACUGUGUCUGCGGCCAGACAUCGACAAGAUCCUGCUGGAGAUAGGCGCCAAGGGGAAGCCCUAUCUGACGCUGGAGCAGCUCAUGGAUUUCAUCAACCAGAAGCAGCGGGACCCUAGGCUCAACGAGGUGCUGUACCCACCGCUGCGCGCCUCGCAGGCCCGGCUGCUCAUUGAGAAGUACGAGCCCAACCAGCAGUUCCUGGAGCGAGACCAGAUGUCCAUGGAGGGCUUUAGCCGCUACCUGGGGGGCGAGGAGAACGGCAUCCUGCCCCUGGAGGCCCUGGACCUGAGUGCCGACAUGACCCAGCCACUGAGUUCCUACUUCAUCAACUCCUCGCACAACACCUAUCUCACAGCGGGGCAGCUGGCCGGGACUUCGUCCGUGGAGAUGUACCGGCAGGCGCUGCUGUGGGGCUGCCGUUGUGUGGAGCUGGACGUGUGGAAGGGGCGGCCGCCUGAGGAGGAGCCCUUCAUCACACACGGCUUCACCAUGACCACGGAGGUGCCGCUGCGGGACGUGCUGGAGGCCAUCGCCGAGACCGCCUUCAAGACCUCGCCCUACCCGGUCAUCCUCUCCUUCGAGAACCACGUGGACUCGGCGAAGCAGCAGGCCAAGAUGGCCGAGUACUGCCGCUCCAUCUUUGGGGACGCACUGCUCAUCGACCCGCUGGACAAGUACCCGCUGGCCGCAGGCGUCCCCCUGCCCAGCCCCCAGGACCUGAUGGGCCGCAUCCUGGUGAAGAACAAGAAGCGACACCGGCCCAGCACUGGCGUCCCCGACAGCUCUGUGCGCAAGCGGCCGCUGGAGCAGAGCAACUCGGCGCUGAGCGAGAGCUCGGCCGCCACGGAGCCCUCCUCGCCCCAGCUCGGCUCUCCCAGCUCCGACAGCUGUCCCGGCCUGAACAACGGGGAGGAGGCAGGCCCCGAAAAGCCCAGCCUGGAGCCCCGAAAGUCUCUGGGCGAGGAGGGGCCACGCCGGGGUCCUGACACUCUGGGGCCUACUGACCGCGAGGAGGAGGAGGAAGAUGAGGAAGAGGAGGAACAAGCGGACCUCAAGAAGCCCACCACAGAUGAGGGCACGGCCAGCACUGAAGUCAACGCCACUGAGGAAAUGUCGACGUUAGUCAACUACAUUGAGCCUGUCAAGUUCAAGUCCUUUGAGGCUGCACGAAAGAGGAACAAGUGCUUUGAGAUGUCCUCUUUUGUGGAGACCAAGGCCCUGGAACAGCUGACGAAGAGCCCCAUGGAGUUUGUGGAAUACAACAAACAGCAGCUUAGCCGCAUCUACCCCAAGGGCACCCGGGUGGACUCCUCCAACUACAUGCCCCAGCUCUUCUGGAACGUGGGCUGCCAGCUCGUUGCCCUCAACUUCCAGACCCUGGACGUGGCGAUGCAGCUCAAUGCAGGUGUGUUUGAGUACAACGGGCGCAGCGGCUACCUGCUCAAGCCUGAGUUCAUGCGGCGCCCAGACAAGUCUUUUGACCCCUUCACUGAGGUCAUCGUGGAUGGCAUUGUGGCCAACGCCUUGCGAGUCAAGGUGAUCUCGGGGCAGUUCCUGUCUGACCGAAAGGUGGGCAUCUACGUGGAGGUGGACAUGUUCGGCCUCCCUGUUGACACGCGGCGCAAGUACCGCACACGGACCUCACAGGGGAACUCGUUCAACCCCGUGUGGGACGAGGAGCCCUUCGACUUCCCCAAGGUGGUACUGCCCACGCUGGCUUCUCUCCGCAUCGCGGCCUUUGAGGAGGGUGGCAAGUUUGUGGGGCACCGGAUCCUGCCGGUCUCUGCCAUCCGCUCAGGGUACCACUACGUCUGCUUGAGGAACGAGGCCAACCAGCCUCUGUGCCUGCCUGCCCUGCUCGUCUACACUGAAGCCUCUGACUACAUCCCUGAUGACCACCAGGACUACGCUGAGGCCUUGAUCAACCCCAUCAAGCACGUCAGCCUGAUGGACCAGAGGGCCAAGAAGCUGGCCGCCCUCAUUGGGGAGAGCGAGGCUCAGACUGGGCCCGAGACGAGCCAGGAACCCCCGUCUCAGCAGCUGGGAGCCCAGUUGUCCCUGAACCCCACACCUAGCUCUCUGGACACCACUUCCCCUCGAAGAACUCCAGGCCCUGCCACCUCGCCCACCAGCCCCUCCCUCAGCAGCCCAGGCCAGCGGGAUGACCUCAUCGCCAGCAUCCUCUCAGAGGUGGCCCCGACCCCACUGGACGAGCUGCGAGGCCACAAGGCGCUGGUGAAGCUGCGGAGCCGCCAGGAGCGCGACCUGCGAGAGCUGCUCAAGAAGCACCAGCGGAAGGCGCUGGUCUACUCCCGCCGAGCGCUCAGCAACCUGGCUCAGGCCCGGGCCGCGGAGGGCAGGGGCCGGCGCCGGUGGGUGCCUGGGGCCCUAGGGGGCACCCCCGAGGAGGACGAUGAGGAGGCCAGGCGCUACCAGGAGUUCCAGGAGAGGCAGGUGCAGAGUUUGCUGGAGCUGAGGGAGGCCCAGCUGGACGCCGAGGCCGAGCGGAGGCUGGAGCACCUGCGACAGGUUCAGCAUCGGCUCAGGGAGGUUGUCCAGGACGCACACUCAGCUCAGCUGAAGAGGAUGAAGGAGCUGAACGAGAAAGAGAAGAAGGAACUGCAGAAGAUCCUGGACCGGAAGCGCCACAACAGUAUCUCAGAGGCCAAAACGAGGGAAAAAUACAAGAAGGAGGUAGAACUGACGGAGAUUAACCGGCGGCACAUCACCGAAUCAGUCAACUCCAUCCGUCGGCUGGAAGAGGCCCAGAAGCAGCGGCACGACUGCCUGGUGGCCGCGCAGCAGCAGGUCUUACAGCUUCUGGCGGAGGAGGAGCCCAAGCUGGUGGCUCAGCUGACCCAGGAGUGUCAGGAGCAGCGGGCGAGGCUGCCCCAGGAGAUCCGCUGGAGCCUGCUGGGCGAGACGUCGGAGGGGCUGCGGGACGGGCAUCUGGUGGCCUGUGCCAGCAACGGCCAUGCGCCCGGGAGCAGCAGCCACCUGUCCGGUGCUGACUCUGAGAGCCAGGAGGAGAACACGAAGCUCUGA